This is a messenger RNA of Striga asiatica, 2073 nucleotides long. NCBI's taxonomy places the organism in Eukaryota, Viridiplantae, Streptophyta, Magnoliopsida, Lamiales, Orobanchaceae. The record is from the annotation of a GenBank genome assembly.
CACUUUUCACGCAUCAUGAGAACUCAAAAUUGUUAAGAAGAUUAAAAUUGAGAAGAUUAAAAGUUUAAAAUUGGAUACUGCCGAUUUAUCAAAUCCCAAACUCAUGAUCUCCACUAGCGCAGCAAAAUUCCCUCUUUCGCUCCCGAAUUAAAAAACCGAAGUUUUGAUGAUGUGACUUUGCGAUUUUGGAAUCAAUCCUGGUCUCCAAAGACGUGCAGUCGCUUAAUCGAGUUGACUCUCCCUUGAAACAGCUGAUGAGAGACGAAUCUCUUCUCGUUCUCAGAGAAAUUGCGAUGGAGACGGUCGAGAUCAAGCUUGUGUCUUGAUUUUCUAUUCGCGUGUUUGCUCUAAUCGGUGUGUUGAGGUGUUGUCUCUGUAUUGAAAUUUGAAAAUUAUGUUUAAUUCCUAGUCAUUGGAUUCCCUUUUAAUUUAUUUGUGAUCAAAGGUUGAAAAUUAGCUACUGGGACUGCUGUUAGUUACCCACAGCAGCCCCCUUUACCCAUAUGAACCCACUGGAAAGUUCCUUUCUGUUUUAUGGGCCGGCCCAUUAGAUAUAUAAAUUAGCUUUCCUUCCCCCAAAUGACUGAUCAUUAUACACCGCGUCAUCGUUAGCUUUUGAUUUCCCGGUUGAAUAAGGGUUUCCAUGGCGACCGUGCCUACUACCACGGCGGACGCAGCCGCUUCUUCAUCUUACACAUAUGCUGCCGGAACCACAUCCUAUUUUCCGACGCCGUUCCACCUUCAACAGACUCCUCCGCCGCCUCCGGUACCCUACAUCGGCGCCGCACCUCCGCCCACUGUUCCCACCGUCCCGCCGCCCGUUUAUCCGGCUGCUCCUGCCGUCUACACGAUGCCGCAGUAUCAACAGGCACAGCAAUUGUUUCAGAGGGAUGCACAAACAAUAACACCAGAAGCUCUUGAAAGUGUGAAAGCUGCACUUGCCAGCAGUGAUGUGGAGCACAAAGCAGAAACUAAGAAGAAGGCGAUUCCUCGGACAGCUGCUGGGCAGACUUGGGAGGAUCCCACUCUUGCAGAAUGGCCUGAGAAUGACUAUCGUCUAUUCUGUGGUGAUCUUGGAAAUGAAGUGAAUGAUGAUGUUUUGUCCAAAGCUUUUUCCAGGUUUCCUUCAUUUAACAUGGCCAGGGUCGUUAGAGAUAAACGUACGGGCAAGACAAAGGGCUAUGGGUUCGUAAGUUUUUCUAACCCAACUGACUGUGUAGCGGCCAUCAAGGAAAUGAAUGGGAAAUAUGUUGGAAACCGUCCAAUCAAACUUCGAAAGAGCACCUGGACAGAAAGGACUGACAAGGAAGCCCUGGAAAGGCAAAAGAAACAAGGUUACAAGAAAUCAAAAGCACCUAAGAAAGGCGUGUUCCAUAAAUGAGAGCCUGUGUUUUGGGGCAACAAAGAUUAAUGAGAUCAAGUUGGAUCUGAAGAACACCCGAACCUAAAUUCAAAGGUGUAUCAUUAACUUUACUUAUUGUCGUUAAACGUUGGUGUUAGAGUGAAAGGACUAAAUUUAAAAUUAUGGUCGAGCAUUUGUGCGGUUGUGUUUGACUGCUAUUUUUAUUUGUAAAAGAAUAUGCUUUCAUAUCAUUUGUUCGUAUAAACUAGUAACAUUUUUAGCACCAAGAAUCAAGAAGCAGAUCCCAUAUAAACUAGUAAUUUUAAUAAGAUUAAACUUAACCAACAGCUGGUAGCUCAAACAUUCAGUAGUGAUGUUAAAGUUUUGAAUCUAUCUGCCAAAAAUAGGAGUUCUAUUCGUCUCAAAAUUCUUCAACUUCCUCCCUUUGGCCAUCACUUAAAUUAUUAGUUUCAUUAUUGGGAUAUAGUAUGGACCAUUAAUCGUCAGUUAACAAAAAUUAUAAAAAUAAAUUUCCAGUAAGGAAUAGCACGACCCUUUCUUAUUUAUUCAGUAACUUCUACACACCGCAUAAAAGUGCACCUGUGGCUAUAUUUGGAAUGAUUACCUGGGAAGCUGCAAGCCACUUCAUUAUGACAUGUUUUUCCAAAAAUAUGAGAAUUCGGGUCUUCUGUUGCAAUUACAUCCAUAUUUUCAUGUUUGACAUAUUAAAU